AUGUGUUACUACGGCAGCUACUAUGGUGGCCUGGGCUAUGGCUAUGGUGGCCUAGGCUACGGCUAUGGCUGUGGCUAUGGCUGUGGCUACGGUGGCUACGGUGGCUAUGGUGGCUAUGGUGGUUAUGGUGGCUAUGGUUAUGGCUGCUGCCGCCCACUGUGCUGUAGAAGGUACUGGACCUGUGGCUUCUACUGA
This is a messenger RNA of Peromyscus californicus insignis, 195 nucleotides long. Its product is annotated as keratin-associated protein 20-2-like. The record is from RefSeq and is a predicted model, not a curated record. The transcript has a single exon. NCBI's taxonomy places the organism in Eukaryota, Metazoa, Chordata, Mammalia, Rodentia, Cricetidae. The coding region runs from base 1 to 195 and encodes 64 amino acids.